CCCUCUGUCUCUUCUUCUCCAGCACCCACAGCCCUGAAGAAUGGGUCAUCUCUUGCAGUCCUGGAGGGCCAGUCCCUGCGCCUGGUCUGUGUUGUCGACAGCAACCCCCCAGCCAGGCUCAGCUGGGCCCAUGGAAGCCAGACCCUGAGCCCCUCACAACCCUUCAACCCUGGGGUCCUGGAUUUGCCCCGAGUGGAGUCGAAGCAUGAAGGUGAAUUCACCUGCCAAGCUCAGCACCCUGGGGGCUCCCUGCACGUCUCCCUGAGCCUCUCUCUGCAGAGAAAAGCGUGGCCUUUAUCAGGAGUGGUGCUGGGGGCUGUGGGGGGAGCAGGUGCUACAGCCCUGCUCUUCCUGUCCUUCUGCGUCAUCGUCAUCAUAGUGAGGUCCGGCAGGAAGAAAGCAGCAAGGCCAGCAGAGGAUGUGGGUGACGCGGGCAUGGAGGGAGAGAAUACAGUAGCAAAGUCAGUCUCUCAGGUGAGUGACUGGGUGUCUCUCCUUCCAGCAUCCUGCCUGGAUGCCUCUCCCAGGGUGACUCCCUGGAUUAUCCCUCUCAGUAUGGACAAAGUUGUUGUCUUCAUCUCCCCCUCCUCAUCCCUUCAAGCAAAAAUUCACUACAUCUUGUCCAUUUUUCCUCCUAAGAACAGCUAG
Messenger RNA from Ceratotherium simum simum (southern white rhinoceros), 648 nucleotides. The record is from RefSeq and is a predicted model, not a curated record. Lineage: Eukaryota; Metazoa; Chordata; Mammalia; Perissodactyla; Rhinocerotidae.